AUGCAGCUUUCUCAAAACUCAUCUACUCCUUACUCAAUGGCAAAUGAUCUCGAACAAGCGCUAUUCACAUUUUGUGAGGCAGCGGCCCCAGAUAUACUCUCGACUCGGUCAUGGCCCUGUCCACAAGCUACAGAGCUGACGCUCCUUAUUGAUGAUAUUUCUCGCCAUUGUCUGGACAAUAGGCAAUCUAUGUUGAACUGCGGGAUCAUACAAGAUCGAAGAGACCAAUUCAUGCUAGACUUACAGCUCUCACGCAGAAUCCGUCACGCGGCAGUUCAUCGAAACCAUAUCAACAGAAUCACACAGAAUGAAUACUCAUCCUGCCUUGGGAGGGUGUUGAGCACGGUUCAGCAGGCUUUGGCACGUAACCCGUCCGCCACUGCAAGACAAAAAGAACGAAUCAGGGCAAUUGCGAAUCAACCGUGGUGCUUGCCAUGA
Messenger RNA from Exophiala oligosperma, 438 nucleotides. RefSeq lists its product as uncharacterized. Bases 1 to 438 code for a protein of 145 amino acids. The transcript has 3 exons. NCBI's taxonomy places the organism in Eukaryota, Fungi, Ascomycota, Eurotiomycetes, Chaetothyriales, Herpotrichiellaceae. The record is from RefSeq and is a predicted model, not a curated record.